UGUGUAUCUCUUUCGUUCUCUCUAAUUUAUCAUUUUCUCUUGUCCUUCAAUUCUCUGUCACUGUCACUGUCCCUCCCUCUUUCAUAUUUACUCUCUCCCUCUCUUUUAUUACACCUCUUUAGUUCCCUCUUUUCCUUGCCAAGAGUCCCUUGUUUGCUUUCCCGUCUCGUUAGGAGAAAUUGGAAUGUACAAAAAUCACAUAAAAGACACCAACAACAACUACAAUAAAAGCCUUCUCCCUGACCAUAAGGAGAAGCUGAUCCAGGCUAUUAAAAGAAUAAAGCAUGAGGUAGACGAGUGCUGGGAGGCAGAGAGAGAGACGUACAUAUGGUCUGUUGGUGUAGAGAGAUGUUUUGAUAAUCUGGAACGGGAGGUCCGAGCUGAGUUCCAGAACCUCCAUCGCUUCCUGGACGAAGAGGAGACCAUGGACAUGGAGCGACUGAAGAAGGAGAAAGAGAAGAGGGUGAAGCUGCUUAGGGAGAGAGAGAAGAAGAUCGCCAUGCAGGGAAGAGAUCUAGAGAGAGGCAUUGCCACGCUAAACAACAAACUGGCCGAGGAAGACAGUCCCAGACUGCUCAAAGAGAUUCAAGACCUCUUGAAAAGGUCCCAGGUGACUUUCAUACCGCCUCCGCAGGUGGAUGUGGAGGUGCGAUCAGCACACUUUGUGGGGCCCAUCCAGUACAGGAUAUGGAAACACAUGAAGAGCUGCCUGUACCCAAAUAUCACUGAAGUGACCUUUGACCCAGAGACAGCCCACCCCCUCCUCACUCUCUCCCCCAGCUGCACUUCUGUGUGGUUCGAGGAGGACAAAGUUAUGCCCAAGGCCUCGGAGGAGGAGCAGCCCCCCAACCCCCGCUGCUUCCACUACUACUACAGUGUCAUGGGCCGAGAAGGUUUCAUCACCGGACGCCAUUACUGGGAGGUGGAGGUGGGCCGCAAGACAGCGUGGCGGCUGGGUGUGGCCAGGGAGGACGUCCACCGGGGGGAGAUGGACUCCAGCGGGACCAGUAACGGUCUCUGGACCCUAUCCCUGAAGGGAGGGGCCAUCUUGGCCUGUACAGACCCCAAACCCACCAAGGUCCCGGUGUCCAUCAGGCCCGUCCGGAUCGGAGUGUUCUUAGACUGUGAGAAGGAGGAAGUAGCGUUCUAUAACGCUGUUACCAUGACGCCGCUGUACACAUUCUCCAUGGAAACGGUGUUCGUUCCGCUGAUCCCCUUCUAUAACCCAUGUGACACGGACGAUGGGAGGAACCUGGGUCCCCUAAACCUCUUCAGCCCCUCUAUAUGAGAGUACAGAGAACCAAGGAGAACCAAGGUUGUACUGGAGUAUAUUUAGUUUGGGGAUGCCGUGGAAGGAUAGAGAGAAUUUGUAAAUGGUUUGUUUUAUACAGUGUGUGUUUCUGGUAUAAUUUCAUAUCUGGCUGGAAGCAUGAUGUAAAUUGUAUCAGUUAAAAAAUCCAAUGAGUUUAUGAUAUGCAUUUACAUUUACCAGGGGAGGCUGGUGUAAGGAGCUAUAGGAGGACGGGCUAAUUGCAAUGGAAUGGAAUCAAUGGAACGGAGUCAACGAGGUUUCCAUAUGUUUGAUGUGUUUGAUACUGUUCAAUUUAUUCCAUUCCACCCAAUACAAUGAGCCCAUCCUCCCACAUGCCUCCACUGACAUGUACCUAACCAGCUCUAUGGUAUAGCACUAUCAAUUCAUAUUUAUGCCAUUGCGUUCAGUUGUUUGCAUUGUGGUUUGAAUAUUGACAUUUGACAUUGGCAUUAAAUACACAAAUAGGUAAACAAAUUAACACAAAACCUUGGUCUGUGCUCAUAACACCAGAAUGUGAUAUUUUUGUCAUAUUGUCACAUAAUAGGUUAUGAAUGUAGAAAAACCAGACUAAGGUAUCGAAACAAGUCCCAAAAAUGCCAGUAUCCUAGUGGGGGUAGAUACCACAGGGCCUCAGGACUUAACAGUAGGGGUUAACUGCACAAUGUUACCUUUGGCCCAUCUAUAAAUACUGUGGUCAUGCAUCCACAGCUGUGACACUUUGUCAGCAGUCCAAAUGUCGCCCUAUUCCCUAUAUAGUGCACUACUUCUGACCAGGGCCCAUGGGCCCUAGUAAAAAGUAGUGCACUAAAUAGGGAAUAAGGUGCCAUUUGGGAUGUAUCUAUUGUGGCAUGGGUAUGGGAGAAAUGUAGGGGAGGGGGGUGGGAAGAAGGAGGAAGAGGACACACAGGGUGACACUGCAGAGUGUGACACUGUGGGAAAACAACUAAAUGUGUGUGACAUUGAGUAAGAUGACUGACGUGAGGUAGCAUGACAACACCGUCACAUUUACAGAGACCAAGGCUUCCUCAGUGAGCGCGGCCAUUAGUAUGAUAUCUUACACUAUGCACGGUGUGCCAGAUAGACAGCUAGGAGAAAAGUGCUCCACGAAAUGAGAUCGUAAAAUCUAAGUGCACACACGUUAUGGCCUGCCUACCCGAAUAACAUUAGGACAAAUUCAAAGCUUUGGAAAAGUACAGAAUCAAUGACAAGGAAAGGACACUAGAUUUUUUUCUCAUAAUCUUUUGUUUAUUCUUCAUUAUGUUUUUUUUAGACAUGAAAUAAAGAAAAUAACACCUUUCCUUUACAAAACGCCUGUGUGUCGUGUUGUGAAAAAAGGGAGGAGGGAGA
Messenger RNA from Oncorhynchus kisutch (coho salmon), 2659 nucleotides. RefSeq names its product zinc-binding protein A33. Lineage: Eukaryota; Metazoa; Chordata; Actinopteri; Salmoniformes; Salmonidae. The record is from RefSeq and is a predicted model, not a curated record. The transcript is spliced from 6 exons. The coding region runs from base 185 to 1288 and encodes 367 amino acids. Gene Ontology annotation, molecular function: protein binding.